UUAUAGAUUUUGAUCAAUAAAUAUGAAAUCCAUUCAAUCAUCUUCAACUCCCUGAAAAUCAGACAGCAGGACCUCCUCUCGCAGAAGGAUCAGCAUCCAAAGUGAUGAAUAUGUUAUCUUCGAUGCAUUUUUAUGUACAAACGACAGCUUAUCAGACAUCCAGGACCAUAAAAUCCUCCUUGAGAAGGAAGGCAAGCUCAUUGGCUUUUAUUUACACCAAUUUGAAGGAACACCCAGUGAGACACCCAAAACCCAGCAAGAAAGUCAAUGAACACUGUGUGCCAGAGGGCCAAGAAGAAGACUAAGAAUAAAGAUGUCUCAAAUAAGUGGAUGACUAAGAUGCCAGAACAGACUAUUGGCUUCCAUGAGUUAACAACAUCAGGCUCAGAAGUGCUACCUCAAAUACCUCUCAAGAAGCGUAUAAAAAGACUCAUUCGCUCCGGUUUCAAGGGAUACCUGGCCCAAAAGAAGAAUAUUAAAAAGAAAAAGAGCAGCAAGAAAGCUCAGAAUUCUUGAAAGGGACACAAAAAAGUCAAACCUUCUCCCAGUCUUGAGCAUAAAUAAACCAUUAGAGUCUAUGCUGCAUAAGCAAAGUGAGAUAUCAAAUCUGGCCCAAUUUGAGAAUAUCAAUGAGAAUAAAAGUCCUGUUAAACAGAAGGACCAUAAUUCUUCCUUAAAGAAUUACAUUACUCCUCGAUUUAUCAAGGAUAUCGAAACAAUACAGGUGUACCUAAGGACUAAUACUUCAGAACUGAAAAGACAGACAUCUAGUACUGAAGAGGAAGACGUUCAACUCCCAACAUGAAUAAGUAAUCUGUCCGCCUUCAAAACAACAAUGUAAUUCCCUUCAAACACCUCAAAAUGUUAAUUUCCAAAAACCGGUUGAAUCCAGAGCCUUCACCUCAGCUAACCAGGCUGUCAUUCCUUCGACUAGAUA
This is a messenger RNA of Moneuplotes crassus, 937 nucleotides long. The record is from the annotation of a GenBank genome assembly. Lineage: Eukaryota; Ciliophora; Spirotrichea; Euplotida; Euplotidae.